Messenger RNA from Carya illinoinensis, 660 nucleotides. RefSeq names its product DNA-directed RNA polymerase II subunit RPB1-like. The transcript has 2 exons. The record is from RefSeq and is a predicted model, not a curated record. Lineage: Eukaryota; Viridiplantae; Streptophyta; Magnoliopsida; Fagales; Juglandaceae. The coding region runs from base 1 to 660 and encodes 219 amino acids.
AUGGAACAGGAAAAAAAUGAGGAAACAAAGAAUCCUGCAGAGGCACCUACUGAACCAGAGUCUAACAUGAAGGAAAAAGAAGAUAACAAAAACGAAUUAGACUCUAACAUGAAGGAAAAAGAAGAUAACAAAAAUGAAUCAGACUCUCUUGUUGAGGCACCUAUGAAACCAGAUUAUAAAAAGAAGGAAACAGAGGCAUCUACUGGACCAAAGUCAUCAAAAAAGAAAACCCUGAAAUCAUUAAAGGCUGAAUCAAAAAUUGCAAAGAAGCCUCUUGGAAGUAAAUCCUUGAACUCCAAAGAAGAUAAAAGUGAACCCACUUCAGAACCUAUCCAUAGUUCUUCCUCUUUCCCUACUACACAUUCCCUAUCCAUUGAUUCUCCCUCACCUUUAAUCAACGUACCUGUUGAGUCACCCAUCACCAACACUUCUCCCUCACCUUCAACCAACAUAACUGUUGAGUCAUCCAUCACCAACACUUCUCCCUCACCUCCAUCCAAUCCUACCUACGUUCCUCCUGCACCUGUUUUAGGCCCAGCUUCUCCCACUAUAUCACCUUGUCUUCGAAGGUCAGUCAGAAUUAGGACUGCACCUACUUAUCUGAGGGACUUCCACUGUCAACAGACUGCCUUGUCUUCAAGAUCACAAUCAACGGCUUAG